UUAAAAAUUAAAAAACUCAAUGCGGCUUCAAAAAAUCAACCAAAUUAACAAUAACCGCACCAACAACAACAAGAAGAAGAACAACAGUUGUUCAUGUGCUCACUGCUUGUAAACGCGCGUGUGUUUGUGUGUGUGAGUGUGCGCUUGUGUUUGUGUGUGCGUGCGUGUGACAGCAGCAACAACAAAAGCAUUGGGCUUGCAAUCAACGGGAUCGCCAGCACUUGACGUCGCGGUCGCGGUCGACGUCGCUAGCGCUGUUAAAUUUCGUAUAUGUUAAAUAAAUCUGAUAAAGAAAAUGAAAAUAAAUGAAAUACAAAUAAUCAAUUAAAGUGCAUUUGCUGUUGCCCCAAUUGGCGUUUCUUGUGCUUUUCGUUUCGCUUCUUUCUGCUGCCUCAAAUAAACCAUUAAAGUAAAAUACAAAAAAAAUACAAGAAAAAAGUCGUAAAAGAAAUUAUUAUCUGCUUGCGUGUUGUUGUUGUAUUUGUCUUUGUUUGCUUUUUUAGUCCCGUGCAUUGUGCUGCUUCCUGCUCUCGCUCUCGAGCUCACACACACAGUACACUCGCGCGCGCGUCUCUUAUUGUUGAUUUAUGCAUGUGUGUGUGCGUUGCUAACGGUUAUUGUCGAGCGUUUUUCGCCACAAGUUCUUAUCAGCGCGGCGCAACGGCAACGGCUGCGAGUUCAAGUUCGUCGCUGUCUGCGACACCAACAACAAUAACAACAGCAGCAGCAGCCGCAGCAACAAUAACAACAAUUACAACAACAGCGACAAUAAGAAACGUGACUAAUGCACUGCUCGCGUAGCCUCUCAGCUGCCGCGGACACAACGACAUUCUUCAGCGCAGCGACUGCUGCGUCGGCGUCCGCAUCGGCCUCCUCUGCCAGCACAACACCAACAAUGGCCACAACAACAACAACAACAAAUGCUAAAGAUGGCGUCACAAUGCGGGAGAAAAAAGGCGGCGCCCUGCAGAAGCUCAAGAAGAGGCUAUCGCACAGCUUUGGCAGAUUAACUAUUUCCCGCGAGGAUGGCGACGAUUCAACACAUCAUCAUCAUCAUCAUAAUCAUCAUCGCGGCGGCGGCGCCCAUCAUAAUCACGGUAAUAAAGUUCCAUUCAAUGGUUACAACUCGGAGGAGUAUCUGGAUCGCCUCGAACCCAAUGGCAAUAUACCCGCUGACAAAACAAAUUGCAGAUAUGGCGCACAAGAAUCUGCGAAAAAUGAUAAUAAUAAACCACAAGACUGGCGCAGCACGGACAGCACCGACCAUCAUGAUCGCGUACAGCGACAAUUGUCGGUCUCGUCGGACAGCAAGCUGUUGGACGAUGAUAUCAGGGAGGAGAUGAAAUACCAUUCGCAUGUCGUUAUGCGACCCAAGAAGCCGCCCAGACCCAAGUCCGAGGUCUUUCUCAACAAGCAGGAUCCACAUCCGCGACGAAAACGGUUCAGUGCAUUUGGCGGCGACUCACCAUUUGGCAAGCAGGAGGCGUAUGUUAAGCUGGAACCGCUCGGCGAGGGCUCCUAUGCGACAGUCUACAAAGGAUUUAGCAAAUUAACCUACCAGCGUGUUGCACUGAAGGAGAUCCGGCUGCAGGAGGAGGAGGGCGCCCCAUUCACGGCCAUACGGGAGGCGUCGCUGCUAAAAGAACUGAAACACAGCAACAUUGUGACCCUGCACGACAUUGUGCACACCCGCGAGACGUUGACCUUUGUCUUUGAAUAUGUGAAUACCGAUCUAUCGCAAUACAUGGAAAAGCAUCCGGGUGGCCUGGACCAUCGCAAUGUGCGUCUGUUCCUUUUCCAGCUCCUGCGCGGCCUCUCCUACUGCCACAAGCGUCGUGUCCUGCACCGCGAUGUUAAGCCACAGAAUCUGCUAAUCAGCGACUGCGGCGAACUGAAGCUUGCCGACUUCGGCCUGGCCCGUGCCAAGAGCGUGCCCAGCCACACGUAUUCCCAUGAAGUGGUUACGUUAUGGUACCGCCCACCAGAUGUACUGCUGGGCAGCACGGAGUACUCGACGUCGCUGGACAUGUGGGGCGUUGGCUGUAUAUUUGUGGAGAUGGUGACCGGUAUGCCGACGUUUCCGGGCAUACGUGAUACAUACGAUCAGCUGGACAAGAUAUUCAAAUUGCUUGGCACGCCCACCGAGGACACGUGGCCGGGCGUAACACAUUUCCCUGGCUAUAAACCGCACAAGCUGGGUUUCUAUCGACCACGAAAACUGGGUCACAAUUUUCCACGGCUGUACGAUAUUAUUGAGGGCGAGACGAUAGCGAACGCGUUCCUGCAGCUCAAUCCCGAGCAGCGCAUUGGCGCCGACGAGGCACUGCAGCAUCCCUACUUUGCGCAAUUGCCAAAGAAACUCUACGAAUUGCCAGACGAAACCUCAAUUUUUACCGUGGAAGGCGUGCAGCUGCACACGGAACCGAAUCGACAGAAUAAAUGAAAAUUAAAGCAGGUCCUCUCAGUGGAUGGCGUACGUUUCUAUUGUUAGACCCAAAUAUUAUAGUCCAACAACAACAACAACAACCCAGCUAAACAACCCACAAAAGCAACCCAGCAAACAACUCAGCAACAAACAACAAUUGGAAGCCAUCAAAGUCGCGUCUUGAACCACAGUCAGAGACAGAGACAGAGAGAGAGAGUGAGUGAGUGAGUGUGUGUGAGAGAGACAGCAGCAUUUCAGUCAAAUAUAUCGUGCCUGGGCAUACAUUAGUUACGUUUUAGUUAGUUAGGCUAUAUUCACGUCAUCUUUAAUAAGCAUACUCAGAGUUUAGUCAAAUUUUCGCUUUGUUUCUAAACUAUUUUUUAUACAUAAACAAAAU
Drosophila hydei is the source of this 2822-nucleotide messenger RNA. It is a transcript of the gene Eip63E, whose product is annotated as cyclin-dependent kinase 14. The coding region runs from base 785 to 2443 and encodes 552 amino acids. The transcript is spliced from 11 exons. Gene Ontology annotation, biological process: protein phosphorylation. Gene Ontology annotation, cellular component: nucleus; cytosol; cytoplasm. Lineage: Eukaryota; Metazoa; Arthropoda; Insecta; Diptera; Drosophilidae. The record is from RefSeq and is a predicted model, not a curated record. Gene Ontology annotation, molecular function: ATP binding; heme binding; cyclin binding.